Molecule: messenger RNA, 4188 nt
Organism: Talpa occidentalis (Iberian mole)
Lineage: Eukaryota; Metazoa; Chordata; Mammalia; Eulipotyphla; Talpidae
Gene: HSPA13
Product: heat shock protein family A (Hsp70) member 13
Exons: 5
Coding region: 89-1504 (471 amino acids)
Biological process (GO): protein refolding; vesicle-mediated transport; cellular response to unfolded protein
Cellular component (GO): plasma membrane; nucleus; cytoplasm
Molecular function (GO): ATP-dependent protein folding chaperone; ATP binding; heat shock protein binding
Source: RefSeq, a predicted model, not a curated record
UCCCAGGAACGCGCGGGGCAGCCCGGCGGCGUGGGGGCGGUGCCUCGCGUCGGGUACAGUCAUCCCAAACCUCUUCGGCAGGACUGUGAUGGCCGGAGAGAUGACGAUCUUAGGAUCAGCUGUUCUGACUCUCCUUUUAGCUGGUUAUUUGGCACAACAGUAUUUACCGUUACCUACUCCUAAAGUGAUUGGCAUUGACCUUGGCACCACCUACUGCUCAGUUGGGGUGUUUUUUCCUGGCACAGGAAAAGUAAAGGUUAUUCCAGAUGAAAAUGGGCAUGUCAGCAUACCCAGCAUGGUGUCCUUUACUGACAACGAUGUUUAUGUGGGGUAUGAAAGCUUAGAGCUGGCAGAUUCAAAUCCUCAGAAUACAAUAUAUGAUGCCAAAAGAUUCAUAGGCAAGAUUUUUACCCCAGAAGAACUGGAGGCUGAAAUUGGCAGAUACCCAUUUAAAGUUUUAAACAAAAAUGGAUUGGUAGAGUUUUCUGUGACAAGUAAUGAGACCAUCACUGUUUCCCCCGAAUAUGUUGGGUCCAGACUCUUGUUAAAGUUAAAGGAAAUGGCAGAGGAAUACCUUGGAAUGCCAGUUGUCAAUGCUGUGAUUUCUGUGCCAGCAGAAUUUGAUCUGAAACAGAGAAAUUCAACAAUUGAAGCUGCUAACCUUGCAGGACUAAAGAUCUUAAGAGUAAUAAACGAACCUACAGCAGCAGCUAUGGCCUAUGGUCUCCACAAGGUUGAUGUCUUUCAUGUCUUGGUGAUAGACUUGGGCGGAGGAACUCUAGAUGUGUCGUUGCUGAAUAAACAAGGAGGAAUGUUUGUAACCCGAGCAAUGUCUGGAAACAAUAAACUAGGAGGACAGGACUUCAAUCAGAGAUUGCUUCAAUACUUAUAUAAACAGAUCUAUCAAACAUAUGGUUUCCGACCAUCUAGGAAAGAAGAAAUCCACAGAUUAAGACAAGCCGUAGAAAUGGUGAAAUUAAAUUUGACUCUUCAUCAGUCUGCCCAGGUAUCAGUAUUACUCACAGUGGAGGAAGAAGCCAGGAAAGAACCCCAAAGUGGUGACACUGAACUGCCCAAGGACAGACUUUCCCCAGCAGAUGGGCACCAUGUGAAUGGUGUGUUUGGAGCUAACCAUCCUGAAAAGAAAAGUGGAGAAAGUCUGGUUUUAUUUGAAACAGAAAUAUCACGGAAGCUCUUUGACACCCUUAAUGAAGAUCUAUUCCAGAAAAUACUUGUACCCAUUCGGCAAGUAUUAAAAGAAGGCCACCUGGAAAAGACUGAAAUUGAUGAAGUGGUUUUGGUUGGUGGCUCUACUCGUAUUCCUCGAAUCCGCCAAGUCAUUCAAGAGUUCUUUGGGAAGGAUCCCAACACAUCUGUAGACCCAGACCUGGCAGUGGUGACAGGAGUGGCUAUCCAGGCAGGAAUUGAUGGAGGCUCUUGGCCUCUUCAAGUCAGUGCUUUAGAAAUUCCCAAUAAGCAUUUACAAAAGACCAACUUCAACUGAAUUAUGGAACAAUGAUUAUCACUUAUGAUCUUGCCUGAUGAUCUUUUCUUUUUAUCAGACCACUUCCAAAAGAGAAGUCUCUGAAGUAUCUUGCAAAUUUACCUAAAAGGCAGAAAUUACAUACACAAAAAGUUUUCAUAACUUUUUUUUUUUAAGAUUGAAUAUGACCAGAUCAAUCUAUUUGAUUUUGGAGAGAAUCCAUUCCAACAGAUACUUUUACAGUGAUUUAAAUGAGGUAAAACUUAGAGGAGCGCAAAUCGAGGUAUUUUCUGGGUUUCAGUAGUAGAGAACCAUAUGCUCUUAAAAUUAUUUACUGUAAACAUUGCCUAGUGCCAAUUAUAGGAUCCCCAGUUCUUACUAAAUUAUAUUAGCAGGAGCUGGUAGUAUAUUUACUUGACUAUCAUAUGUAACUUAAUUUGAUCUAUACUUGAAGGAUGGUGUUGAUGUCAGGUAUUUACAUUGGCUGGGAUAUAGCAGUAUUAUUCAUAUAAGCUGCACAUAAGAUACUCAAUAACUGCCAUAUAGCAAAUUUACUUUCAUCAAUAUGAUAUCACAUUAAGUGUCCUGUUCAUGUAAAUGCACAGUCUCCAGAUUUUUAAAAUAUAUUUAUUGGAUCAAUUUGUUUUCUUUCUAAAUUAGUUACAGAAUUAUUCAGUGUUUCCUACCAGAUAGUAGAAACACCUAACUUAUAAUCUUGUUUCUUCAUCUACUGUGCCUCUUUCUCUUAAUGGUUUUCCAUGAUUCUGCCUGGUUAGAAAACAAUAAGGAAUUGUUAGUAGCAGUUUUUAAAAUGUGUUAAUGUCACAAUAAAGCCAUCAAACCAUCAUUACUAUCACGUUUCUUGCUAUCCGAGAUAUUUGUAAAUAGUGAUUAGCUGUAGUACUUGCUUUAUAAUUUUUUCUUUGUUUUUAAUAAACCUUAGAGAAUUUAAUUUGCAUUUGAACUAUCAAAUCAUAAUUGAUUCAAUUUUAUUGAGAUUCAUCAUAUUUAAUUUUGAGUGAAGGAAUUGUGUUCAAUUGUAAAAAUCUUAGUUUUGUUUCCUGCUAUCAUUUUAAAAGUCACACUUGAACUGUUUUCAGCCUUAAGGUUAGAUGAAAUUGCAUUUGAAUUUACAGUAAAUUGAAUUCUGGAAGCAUUGUGGGAAUCUGAUGUGGAAGGCAUUAUUGACUCAUUUCACAAAGGAGAAUUUGUUUUGUUUUGUUUUUGUUUAUAUCCUUUUAGAAAAACUACACGGACCAAAAAAGUACAGCAGUUUUAUUUCUGUGAUGCCCAUAUUACUAGAUUUCUUUUUUUCCUUGUUAGAGGCAUGCUUGAUUUCAGUAUUUAAAAAUUAUACUCUGGUCAACAUUUUUGUUAAUGUAAACUAUGUCAGCUUUAUCCAUGAUUGAAUUUGAGAAGAUGUUGAGUUUUCAAUCACCCAAAAAGAAAACUACACAAAUCAUUCCAGCGGUAUUAAAACAUUUCAGCUUCUCAGUAUAAAGCUGAAUGUUAACGUUUUGCAGGUCUCUAAAAAAAGUUGCUUAGCAAAGGAAUUGCUAUUAUAAUAGAGUUUCAAUCAGAUAAUUCUGUGUGUAGAAAAUGUGGUAGAUAGCUAGAAAAGCAUAGAGUGUUGACAUUUUAUUUUAGAACUAAAAGAGAAAUGCCAAAGAUGAAUCCUUCACUGCAUUAUGAAAAUAUUAAAGUGUUUCCUUGGACUUUAUAUAAAUCUUCAGUAAAUUUUAUAAUUGAAAAAGGCCUUUUUGUAAAGCUCUUUAAGAGAAAAGCAAUUUAUCAGAAUCUUCACAUACAAUAUCAGCUUUAACCUCUAAAGCAUUUUAAGAUUUUUAAAAAUAAACUUGAAUUUCUCAAAUAUGUAAAAGGCAGUUCAAAACAAUCUUAAUACUUUUUAGAGGAAACAAUUUGCAAAACAGGGCAGCUAAUCUCAUACACUAAAAUUGGAAUAUUAAUUUGUUUAUGAAAGUAGAAUGGCAGUGUUGGAAUUUGUGGAAGGCAGUUUAGCAUUUUCUCUAGUUACACCUGAAUGAAUGUCUGCCUUCAAUCAUAUUGUAGGGGUCUCUGUAUAGUCUUGAAAUCAUUGUAGUUUAUUUAAAAGAUAAAAAUGUAUCCUGAAAGGGAUGAUUUAUGCUAAUUGAAGAUGUUUUUCACAGGUAAACUACAUUUUGGUUGUACAUUUAGCUAGUGUUUUAUGACGUAUGUAACUUAAAAUAUUAACAGUCUUGUAUAGUUAGAAUAUGUGAAUUAGUUAUUUAUUUUGUAUCAGGAAUGUUUUGGUACUGUGUUCUUUCUGAAACCACUGAACUUACCAACACCUACUGCUGUGUAUAACAUAUACUGAAGAUUGUAGUUGCUGUGUAUUAACAGAUUGUUCUUCUUAAAUUUGUGUGUAAUUCACAUUUUAAUGUAAAUAAAUACCACUUCGCGGUUUAUUUUUUAAACUGUGUACUUUAUUUUUCAUUCUUUGUUCAUUUUUUGAAUUGUAUAAAUAAAGUGGGGACAGAGCUGAUCUGAUGCUCAUGGUUUGUGACCUCAGCAGCUAUUGCCUCAUACCCUGUAUCCUGACUAUCUCGGGUUGCUUACAUACUUUGCUACUUGUUGCCCUAAUUUACAAGAGACAGUUCCUAUAUCAUAGAAACAGUUUCUCCCAAAUUCUGAAUGCUAAUUCACACAUUUUGGCUAUAAUAUAG